Molecule: messenger RNA, 1322 nt
Organism: Mangifera indica (mango)
Lineage: Eukaryota; Viridiplantae; Streptophyta; Magnoliopsida; Sapindales; Anacardiaceae
Product: B3 domain-containing protein At5g24050-like
Exons: 1
Coding region: 396-1217 (273 amino acids)
Molecular function (GO): DNA binding
Source: RefSeq, a predicted model, not a curated record
AUUACUUAUUAUUAACUAAUUAUUCUUAUCAACACUUUGAUUUUAUAUCUUGUAUUUUGAUUUUCUUUUAUUUCAGCAUUAGUUUCUGAGGUGAAGGAGGGAGGUAGGUGAGUUAGGAAGACAAUUCUCUCUUUCCACCUCUGAAACCCUACUUUCAUUAUAUGGGUAUAUGCGUGUGAACAGUGCUCUGAUCUUCUAAUUUCUUCUGGGUAUAGAAUUCUGCAAAUUCUAUUUCUCUCUCUCCUCUUCUUCUCUAAUUGUCACGUUCCAUCUUCACUUUUCUUUGGUUGAGCUAACAGUUUAAAUCUGGGUUCUUGUGUUAUAACGUAUUUCUGGUUGUUAGUGGUGUGUUCUGUCUUCUAAGUCUCAGAAAUUAUAUAGACAAUUUAUCAGACAUGUGUAGUCAACCUGAACAGAUUUCCAAUGCUGAUGAUUCUUUUAAUAAAAUCGUGGAUGAAAUUCGACAAAUUUUCACUGAUGAAUCUGAAAUUGAAAAUUUGAUCACGGAAAGAGUUCUUACAGAUUUGAUAAAGCGUUGUGCGGAGUGCAAGAAAGUGUCAAAGGUUAACGAUGGUGGAGUUAAGUUCUUCAAUGCUGCAUGUAUUCAUAAGAAGAAAAGAUCGAUUCGAAAACGGGCAGGGAAGGUUUCUGAAUCUUUAAUUCAAUUAGGAAGGAGCUUAACUGAAAGAAAGCCUGUAACAUCAAACGUGAGAAGCUAUAUCACGAGCAGGUUGAAGAAAGAAGUGGAAAAUAGAAGGAAACAGAAGAGAAAGAUUGUUGAAAGGCCACAACAAGAUUUGGAACCGACGAUGCCUGAAAAGUUCAAAAGGAUAAUCAACGAGAUGAAUGGUAUGAAAACUAGGUUUGUCAUGAAGAAAAUAUUGACAGGAACAGAUGUAGCCAAGGUAAACAAUCGUUUAUCGAUACCGAGGAAGCAAAUGAGGAAUUGUAACUUCGUUGAAAAAGAGGAGAUGGAGAUUCUAAAUAAGAAGAAAGGAAUAAAGGUUAAUGUAGUUACACCAUCAAUGGAAACCGUGGAGUUGGAAUUGAAGAAGUGGGUCAUGGGUUCAACCUACACUUAUAAUUUGAUUGGGGGUUGGAUUAAGAAAGUGGUGGAUAAAGAAGCCAAUCAACUGCAACCUGGAAGAUUGGUGAGACUUUGGUCUUUUCGACAAGAUUCAAAGUUGUGCUUCGUAUUGGAUAAUGAAGGAUGUUGAACUAAUUUGAUUAUUUUGUUGUCUUAAUCUUAUAAAGUGACUGUUGUCAUUUAAUAUCUUAUUAAUUUGCGACAAUGCAGUUGUUUUAAGAACUAGUUUGAGAUA